AUGGCUGUUCCGUCGUUCGACCAUGUGCUGACCUCCAAACGGCGGCGCGACAUCGCGCGUGACGUCUUGCCCGCGAAUGAUCCAUUCUCAUCACUACGCGCUCGGUUAAGCCCAUUUCGAACAGCUCAUUGCAAUGCAGAAAUGGCGUUGGCGGCAAGAAAUGUCAUCCCACGUGCAAAUCCCGAUGUUCUACGCCCAAUCUUUGAACGAUUUGCGUCCAAGACUGACAGUGAAGGCAAGAAGUACAUGACAUCAGAAGACUUCAUUAGAAAAUACCUCGGGCUGUACACAGAGGAGAACUAUAACCGCGAAACUGUACGAAUGCUCGCCUCUGCUGCCGACACCACAAAAGAUGGUGACAUCUCGUUUGAAGAGUUUUGCGCUUUUGAGGCACUUCUCUGCAGCCCUGAUGCUCUUUACCUGACUGCAUUUGAACUUUUCGAUCGGAAUGCCAGCGACUCAAUCACCUGCGAUGAAUUCGAGGCGGUCAUUCGACAUACAGAACCGCUUUAUCACAUGGACUUUGAUUUCAACUCGGAGUUUAUCAAGAAGUAUUUUGGCGCGUAA
Messenger RNA from Cooperia oncophora, 567 nucleotides. NCBI's taxonomy places the organism in Eukaryota, Metazoa, Nematoda, Chromadorea, Rhabditida, Trichostrongylidae. The record is from the annotation of a GenBank genome assembly.